CAAAAGAUCGAGUUGUGAUUGGUCAAAUGGGCGGAAGCAUGAUGGACAUUAGCGUAACGCAAGCUGUGUACGAAACCAAGCAAGGGACUAAAGCAUGCGACGAGCGGUGGAGUGUGCUCAACUACUACGGCCGAUCAUUACGCUAUGGGAAAACUUCGUUUUACCAGAUCUAAUUAGCUAACAUAUUACUUUUCACUACUAUAAGAGCUCUGAGGAGCUGCCGUCAUGUCGAUGGGCAAGUGAGCGAGCAAAUGGUUCAAAUUUUGGGAAUCCAUGUUAGAAGAUGGCUGAGCCGAAGCUUCCUUGGGAAGUGUAUGUUCCUCUAAAACUCCAGUCUGGUACGCUACUGAGCCGCUGGGAUGAGGAGUCGAUCAGCUCUUGCUAUUUUUAUAGCGUGGACAAGUGUGGAUUCUUCCUUGCAUGGCGCUCACAGGACGACAAAGAAGGGUCUAGCAUAGAAAUAAGCAACAUUAGUGAAGUCCGUUUGGGCGUUCUUCCGAAGGAUCAGAAAGUCAGAGAAUCUCUCCAGCGUACUGGCGCAGACCCCCUGGAAGAGAGAGGGUUUACAGUGGUUUACAACACUAAUCUGGUAGACUGCAACUAUAUUCAUUUAUUUGCAAGCACAAGUAGAGUUGCAAAGGAAUGGGUUGAAGGUCUCAGACCUCUGCUGCACAAUGUGCGAUUGGAUAAUUGUAGUGUCCUGACCCAACUGCACAAACAGUAUGUGAAGGCUGGCUUGCACAAGGAUGCCUUGGGAAAGAUCUCAGUAAAAAGCAUCUGCAAAGCUCUCUAUGCUGGGAAGUUUGAAAGUUUAGUCCUGGAUGCUCUUCAGGCACUUGGGCUCCCUUGUUCCAAGAAUGACAAAAUCACUCCUGAAGACUUCACAUUUGAGCAUUUCUACCAACUUUACCUUAAAGUCUGUCCCCGUCUGGAAAUCAUGGAGUUAUGUGUAGAGUGGGGUGGAGGACGAGCGCCCAUUCUUACUGCCACCCAACUGGUUAACUUUAUGAACAAAGAACAGAGAGAUCCUCGCCUAAAUGAAAUCUUGUUUCCUUUCUGUGAUAACGAGAAGGCUCUUUCCUUAAUCUGGAAAUAUGAGAAACAAAUGGACAUGUUACAAAGAGAUCGCAUUUGUGUCAAUGGCCUUACAAGAUAUCUUCUGAGUGAAGACAACUUGCUCAUCAUGCCUGGUCGUUUAAACUUGAGUGAUGACAUGAACCAGCCUCUAUCUCAUUACUUCAUCAACUCUUCUCACAACACCUAUCUAGUUGGUCGACAGUUUGGUGGAAGAUCGUCUGUAGAGAUGUACAGGCAAUGCUUGAUAGCUGGCUGUAGGUGUAUCGAGUUGGAUUGCUGGGAUGGUCAAAAUGACGAGCCCAUAAUAACUCAUGGAAAUGCCAUGUGCACCAAAAUCCUGUUCAAGGAUGUAAUAGAAGCGAUACGCGAUUCUGCCUUCCAAACUUCAGACUUCCCAGUUAUUCUCUCCUUCGAAAACCAUUGCAGUAAACACCAGCAGUACAAAAUGGCAUGUUACUGUAUGGACAUCCUAGGGGAUAUGCUCGUCACCAAACCACUGGAAUCAUGUCCUCUUGAAGAAGGGCGACCGCUCCCUUCGCCAAACCAAUUGAGAGGGAAAAUUCUUAUCAAGAACAAAAAACUUAAGCCAGAGCAGGAAGCUGAAGGGGAAUCGUCGUUUUAUGAAUUCAGUGAAUUUGAGCUAAACUCUACUGCCUCAAAUUCGGAAUCUGAAAAUGUUAAAGAGACAGCUAUCAUCGACGACGACAUUGAAGAGAAGAAAGACGAGAAUUUGAGUAUUUCUAAUUUUAGUCUGGACAAUGAGUAUAUUUCUCCCAAAGACUUCAAUGAUAUCCUACAGUUUAGUAACAGAAUGAGUUCAGGGAUACUUCAGGAGGCAGUUACAGCUGCCGCGAAUCAGCUCCCGUCUGGCGACACCGUAACAUUAGACAACAUUAAAAGGUACGGGUCUGUGUCGGAGUAUUCAUCUUUUCUAUUAUCACGAGUAUUGGAGGAUGAAGGACUAAGUGGCAUCAAUACGAACUUGAAGGAGGAUCUCAGAUGUGACUGUAAAAGUGAUAGCCAACAGAGUCUUCGUAGUAUAAGCAGUAGUACCAGUAGUAGCGACUUUGAAUGCGGGUGCGAUACCACCGUAAUCGCCUCUGAUUUCCAUAGCAAGACUACUAGUUCAAACAGGUUAUCAUUAAUUUCGAAUUCCUCGAGCACGAGUACAGAGUCUGACCUCUCUAGCGGAGCCUCUGAACUGCAGUCCAUACACACGCCCACGGUAACCGUCACUUCGCACGGUGAGAAACAUUCGAAUUUCAAUUUUGAUGAAAUUGAUGAUGACGUCACACCAACACCUUCACCAACUCCUACGCCCACACCGACACCUGCGGUCACACCCAACAAAGAAUACAAACAAAACAGAGGCUUGGCUUCUAUUAGCGAAGCUCUUGAGCCAGUCGAGAAUGCCGAUAUCAGGAAUAACAAUUUCCAGCCCAAUGGUUUGAAUGGAAGGAUGCAGAGGAAGCAGUCAGGUGGUACCAACAUAAAUGAGGUACCAAGUUACGAGGACAACGGACAAAAUGGUUGCGAGAGAAAAGUUUCGCUUCCAAAUGAUCACUUCCCGGCAAGAAAGGAAAGUAUUGCGAGUACUCAGAGUACGGAGUCGAAUGGGGACGACGACGAAGAACGUGAUUCGGUUCUUCCGUUUAAAGGAAAGCGAGAUGACAAGGGCUUUGGGAGUACUCAUAGGCUCAAUAUGAACGCUUACAAAAAGGGUUCACGAGCAGCUAGCCUAACACCGGAUGAUGUGGCUGAUAUCAUGGCAUCCUUCCCCACUCAAUCUACCACUGGUAACAUCAACCCUCUACUCUCGUCUCUAGUCAAUUACAUACAGCCAGUUCCAUUCCAAGGCUUCGACGAAUCUGAAAAGAGGAACCUCUUUUAUCAGAUGUCGUCUUUUAAUGAGUCUACUGGGUUUGGUCUUGUUAGAGCUACUCCACUGGAUUUUGUUAAGUAUAACAAACGGCAAAUGUCACGGAUUUAUCCCAGGGGAAGUCGUGUGGAUUCUAGUAACUACAUGCCUCAGGUAUUUUGGAAUGUUGGCUGCCAGAUGGUGUCACUGAACUUCCAAACGCCAGACCUACCUUUUCACCUUAAUCAAGGAAAAUUUGAAUUCAACGGAAGAAGUGGGUACAUCUUGAAGCCUGACCUAAUGAGAAGAGAUGAUCGCAUGUUUGACCCAUUCACAGAGUCUCCUAUCGAUGGAUAUGUCGGUGCAUAUGUUGCAAUUAAGGUGAUAUCCGGACAGUACUUGUCGGACAAGAAAAUAACCACGGUAGUGGAGGUGGACAUGUAUGGCUUGCCGACAGACACUAUCAGGAAGAAGUACAAGACGAAGUCAUCCACUAGCAACGGACUAAACACCUUGUAUGACGGCGAACACAUGGUUUUUCGAAGGGUAGUUCUACCAGAGAUGGCGUUGCUCCGGUUCGCAGUCAUCGAUGACAAUGAUCGUAUCAUUGCGCAGAGAGUCGUCCCUCUGGACUCCAUACAAGCUGGCUACCGACACGUCCCGUUACGAACAGAAAACGAUACACCAAUCCCACUGGCGACUCUAUUUGUGCACAUCACUUUGAGAUGCUACGUCCCCGAGGGCUAUGGAGCGAUUGUUGACGAACUUGCAGAACCCAUCAAGUUUCAGUGCGCUGCAGAUAAGCGAGCAGCACAGAUGGUCGUGUUUGGCAUAGAUGAGAACGACGGGGAUCUGCCUCCUGCGCUGAUCAAGAAAAGUUAUUCGGCCAGUUCGAUCGCGUCCAAUCCCUCUACACAGUCUCUCUCCUCCCUCAACAGCAAUUCGUCUGGGGCUGGUUCCCAGUACUAUACUCGGUCGAGAGAGUCCGUGGUGACACUUAGCUACAUGGGGCCUAGGACUGGAUCCGAGCUGGCCUUGCAGAUGGUUGAAAGCAACGUGCCCAAAAAGAACGAUUCCAAGUUUAUCCCUAUAAGUUUGGAGGAGCUAAAGAAAGACAAGACCUACAGAAAAGUUAUCAAGCGGCAACAAAAGGAGUCGGAAGUGAUCCAAAAAAAGUACAGCAAGGAGAGGGUUAUGAUGCAACGCGCGCACACAAGCGAGCUAGAAAAGCUAAUAACGAGCUACGAUGAGAUCAAACAAGCUGCACAAAAGACGUAUGAACGGGCGACAAAACGCUGCGGGGACGAUAGAGCGAAGGCCUUGAAAGCAGUUUAUGACAAGAAGAUUGCCUAUCUUAGCCAGUCACAGCGGGAGAAGGCACAAAAGGUCUUAGCUACACAGACAGACGAGUGGACAAGCAUGAUUUCACGACAGAUCGCCGAGGAGAUUGCCAUUUACGAACAACACGCUGAGACACAAAUAUGUGUUCUACAAGCUGCCUUGGACCAAGCACAUGAAAUUCAGCUGAAGGAAACUGUUAUCAAACAUGAAAGAGAGAACAGUGAGAUAAAGAAAAGACAAACAAAACAGUCGAUAGAAGCCGGUAAAUCCAUUUUCAUGGAUAAGACGAUCAAGAACAAGGAAGAACGGGAAAGAAAGCUCAAGCAACUUGAUCGUCACAACCUCAAGCAGUUCGUCGAGGAGAGACAAAAGUUGAAUGACAGACAAGAAAAAGAGCUCGAUGAGUUAAGGAUAGGCCACCAAGAGGAGAAACAGGAACUGGACGUGGAGAUGAGAAAGGCAAUUGCUGAACAUAUCUUGGUCAUCGAGGCAAAUGGCGAGAGACUGCGCAAAGCCAUUCAGUCACCCUAUCAGACACUACUUCCAACACAUUGACAUCACAGCCUCGUUCUGAACACAUUGACAUCACAGCCUCGUUCUGAACACAUUGGCAUCACAGCCUCGUUCUGAACACAUUGACAUCACAGCCUCGUUCUGAACACAUUGACAUCACAGCCUCGUUAUGAACACAUUGACAUCACAGCCUCGUUCUGAACACAUUGACAUCACAGCCUUGUUCUGAACACAUUGACAUCACAGCCAUCACAGCCUCGUUAUGAACACAUUGCCAUCACAGCCUCGUUAUGAACACAUUGACAUCACAGCCUCGUUCUGAACACAUUGACAUCACAGCCUCGUUAUGAACACAUUGACAUCACAGCCUCGUUAUGAACACAUUGAUAUCACAGCCUCGUUAUGAACACAUUGACAUCACAGCCUCGUUAUAUGAACACACUGACAUCACAGCCUCGUUAUGAACACAUUGACAUCACAGCCUCGUUAUGAACACAUUGACAUCACAGCCUCGUUACGAACACAUUGACAUCACAGCCUCGUUUUCAGCACAUUGACAUCACAGCCUCGUUUUCGUUGAAUUCUGAAGUAGAUUAUAGAUUCAUGUCUCUAUUGUUGGGUCUCUAAUAAUUUUUAUAAUGAAGAGAUGGGGUAGGGAUAUAGCACAAUUUAUAUCCCAGAGACAAAUUUACAUGCGCGCUCGUUGGUCAACCAAGGUCAUGUUUAUAUUUUCUCACGACAAAUAUCAGGCGAUACCGUCCAACCAAAUUGAUAUCUGUCCUGUGAAGGUUUUUUUAGUUGUUUAUUCUUAGGUGGGUCCUGUGGUUUUUUCUCUUUUUUUUUUGCAGUCAGAAAUCGUUUUUCGGAUAAUGGAAAACAAUAAACCGCGGUUUUUGACAAAAAAUAGCGAUGAAAUAUGAAAAUUAGUAUCCGAUCGACACCAGAAAACAAAAAAAGUCAAUCAAAUACGCGGUGAACGUACUUGAACGUAUUAACUGGUAAGUAAAGUUAUUUGUUUGUGAUGGGUUUUCGCUUGUUAUUGUGAAUUUUCAAACUCUACCGUUAACGGCUGCAGAUUCUACUUAAGCUCUCAGCAGAACAACAAAGAAACAGGUUAGGUUGGAGUCCAUCACUGCAAAUGCAAGUUUUGAGUUUGUUGUUUUUAGUCUAACGAUUUGGAUGAAUGGAAUCUCAUUCUUUUGAAUUCUUGUUCGCUCGAAGGUGAGGCCUGCAUUUGCAGUUGGCGAUUCAGCCAAUUCAUUUUUUUAUCAUAGCCAAUCACAGUUUUUUUUCGCGCGCAGCACUUUAACGGUCAUUAGGAAAGUCAUUAGGAAAGACAAAUGUUUUCGUAAUUUCAGUGAAGUCACUGGGAUAUAAAAUAAAUAAACUCCCUUCUGGGGUAUCAGCGGAUUAUGUCCAAGGAUGAGAAAUGGUAUGAAAAUAAGCAGUUGGCCGAGAAGCGUAUAAGCCGCCCGAAGGGGUUUAUUUACUAAAAAGUAGUUAUAUAUUUUUUUACAUUCCAUGUUUCUAGAUGAGUUACUAAACAACUAUUCUUAAGUGGGUAAAAGGUGGUCAAAGGGGAUGUGGUUUUCAGAAAUAAAGUGUAUUACUGCUAAAUAAGAUAAAGUGUAAUCUACGACUUUAUAAAAAAAACAUGUAAAUGUAAUAGGAAUAACGAGACAUAUUUCAAAUAAGGUUGCAUUUAUCGUAACCCGCGGUGAUUUAUGGGUAGCGUGUAAAAAGCUUAAUCUUGUAUCUAAAACCUAUGUUGAAUGUUCAUAGUGAUGUAAACAAGAAUUCUACGGCUUCUCAAAGUUGGAUUUGUAUUUCAUUCACGCUUAUUCAGAGCCGUAGCAGGCCUCGAAAGAUUGGGGGGGAGUGGGCACAAUACAGAAACAUUAAAA
Messenger RNA from Nematostella vectensis (starlet sea anemone), 6693 nucleotides. RefSeq names its product 1-phosphatidylinositol 4,5-bisphosphate phosphodiesterase beta-4. Gene Ontology annotation, biological process: lipid metabolic process; phosphatidylinositol-mediated signaling. The record is from RefSeq and is a predicted model, not a curated record. The coding region runs from base 284 to 4831 and encodes 1515 amino acids. Gene Ontology annotation, molecular function: phosphatidylinositol-4,5-bisphosphate phospholipase C activity; calcium ion binding. NCBI's taxonomy places the organism in Eukaryota, Metazoa, Cnidaria, Anthozoa, Actiniaria, Edwardsiidae. The transcript is spliced from 37 exons.